Thyridium curvatum is the source of this 2199-nucleotide messenger RNA. RefSeq lists its product as uncharacterized. Gene Ontology annotation, cellular component: membrane; oligosaccharyltransferase complex. The transcript has 5 exons. Gene Ontology annotation, molecular function: zinc ion binding; glutaminyl-peptide cyclotransferase activity. Lineage: Eukaryota; Fungi; Ascomycota; Sordariomycetes; Thyridiales; Thyridiaceae. Gene Ontology annotation, biological process: protein N-linked glycosylation. The coding region runs from base 1 to 2199 and encodes 732 amino acids. The record is from RefSeq and is a predicted model, not a curated record.
AUGAAGUCGCUCCUUUCCCCGACCCUGAGGCGCGUCCUCUUGGUCUUCCAACUUGCCGUCCUGCCUGUUCUGUCCUACACGGAGCUCUCCGAGGGCACCUUGCGAAACGUCCCUGCAGCGGGCGACGACUUCAAUAUCGACCAUGGCAAACUGCUCGCGCCGAUUCUGAUCCCCCGGGUGCCUGGCACACCCGGCUCCGACAAGGCGCAGCAGCACUUUGUUGACUUCUUCGCGCAAAGCCUUCCCAAAUGGAAAAUAGAGUGGCACAACUCCACGGCCAAGACGCCGGCCACGGGAGACAGAGACGUCCCCUUCCGGAACCUCAUCUUCCAACGCGAUCCCCCUUGGGCUGCGCCGGGGGAUGUUGCACGAUUGACAUUGGUGGCACAUUACGACAGCCUCUACAGGCCGGAGGGCUUCAUAGGGGCCAUCGAUAGCGCUGCUCCAUGUGCUAUGUUGCUACAUGUUGCCAGGAGCAUUGACGAAGCCCUGACAAAGAAGUGGGAGACCAUGGAGGCUGAGGGCAACACGGGUGAUGGAUUAGAUGAGGAAAAGGGUGUCCAAAUCCUUCUCCUCGACGGUGAGGAGGCAUGGGUCUCUUGGACGCAUACGGACUCGCUGUACGGCGCAAGAGCACUCGCCGAGACUUGGGAGGCCACACCUCAUGCCGCUCUCUCAUCCUUCAAGACCCCCCUGAGCUCUAUCAGCCUUUUUGUCCUGCUUGACCUACUGGGGUCAGAGGCGCCCCAUGUCCCUUCCUAUUUCCAAACUACGCAUUGGGCAUACCAGCAUAUGGCCACAAUUGAGAAACGUCUGCGCGACCUUAACUUGCUCGAGAGCAAGCCGCCAUCGCCGUUCCUACCAGACCAUGAUAAGAAGUCGUCGCAGUUCGGCAGGGGCUUUGUGGAGGACGACCACGUCCCGUUCAUGGCCCGUGGCGUCGACAUUCUCCAUAUCAUCCCUACACCGUUCCCCCCAGUCUGGCAUAAGAUGGACGACGAUGGUGCACACUUGGACAUACCCACGCUCCAGGACUGGAGCAAGAUUGUCACUGCAUUUACUGCUGAGUGGCUUGAUCUAGACGGGCUGCUUCCGCCGAACUCGCAGAGACACAAGCGGGAUAACAAGACGGAAUUCGCACGGGCCAAGGAUGAGCGCCACGUAACAGCUCCAAGCAGCUUUUGGCGUCCUAGCAAGGUGUUCUUUGGGAAGCUCUCCAGCUUUGUCUCAUCAUCGUGCAAACCAAUUCCCGACAGCGAACAGCCCACGAUGCGGUUCUCACAGCCAAUUGUCUCGACCCUGCUCCUUAUUGCAGCUGGUGCUGUCCAGGCAGCUUCGUCAUGGAAUUUUGAUGACGCCACCCUCGCCGUCACUUCCAAGAAAGGUGCCGAUGGCGCCAAGCAAUCGCUGAGCUCGAAGGCGCCGCUCUCAAAGGUUGUUAGUGUCGGAGCGCAGGAUACGGUCAAGGUCAGCCUGACGACCAAGGAGGACGGCAAGGGCAAGAGGCCGCACCAGGCAUUCCUGGUCCUGAAGGAGGAGGAAUCUGGCCUGGAGGCACCAUUCCCCCUCACGGUCAAGGACAACGGCAAGGCGAUUGUUUCAAUUGUGAGUAAAGCCAAUGCGAAAGGAAUGGGGGGAAAAGCACUCGAUACUGAUGGACUUUCCAUGCAGGCGCAGAAAGAUAUUCCUGUCCAACUGCUUCUUUCCCAGAAGGCUGUUCGCGCCUCUAUUAUCCUGGCCUCUUUCGGGUCCGCUGAGGGACUCGAGUCGCCUCUGUUCAGCCUGGAGUUCAACCUUGACCCGAACGCUCCGGCGCCCAAGUACGAGAAGCCCCUCCGGUACGGCAAGCUCCCCGAGCUAGCACACACAUUCCGGGCCGACCCACGCAACCCGCCCAAGAUCAUCAGCCUGGCCUUUGCCCUUGCCGUGCUGGCCACGGUCCCAGCGCUACUUAUCGGCUGGCUCGUCCUCGGCGCGAACCUGAACCAUCUCCAGAAGGCCAUGGGUGCCGCCCCUGCCUCACACGCUGCCUUCUUUGGCUCCAUCAUUGCCAUGGAGGGUGUCUUCUUCAUGUACUACACCAGCUGGACUCUGUUCCAGACCCUGCCUGUUAUCACAGUCGUAGGGGUUGUGGCGUUGUUGAGCGGCUCCAAGGCUCUAGGCGAGGUUCAGAGCCGACGCCUCGCGGGUGAGAGAUGA